AACUUGAGAUUGCAUUGUUGAUAACUGAGUGAGAAAGCUCGGUACCAUUCAGCUAAACCCGUGCUUCCCCAUUCCCGAGGCUCGCCGAGAUUUUUGCCGGAGCUCCGUUUUACAUUUUCGUCGUCAUCAUUCGGUUUAAGUUGAGUUAAAAGAGUGCAGUUUGUGCUGAAUUGAAUUAAAAGUUUUAAGAGUUUUGGGGGUUAAAUUGAGCACUUUUUGUUUCUUUUGGUAAAAAAUGGGAGGAAUGAAAGUUGGGAGCAGCUGUUUGAAUUUGUCUCAGCAUUCAGUUCCUCAUUCAUCUUCGUCCACACAGACGCUAGCUUCCGCGAUGUCUUCGCCUUCCAGACGACGUAGUUUAACUGAAGGUUUUCUGCGCUGUGCUCACACGCUGGAAAGGUCUGCUGUUUCUGGAUUUUCGUCGAAGAUUUACAGGACUAGAUCAUGUGAAGUGCCUAAUUUGAGAGGACGGACGAUUAGGCGGGGAUGCAGUGCGAAUAUGGAGGCAUUUUCGGAUGAGGAGUUUUCGAAGAAGAUUCAGGAAUUGGCUAUGCGAUUCCAGUUGUCUGAUGCUGCGGAUAGUACAGGGAGUGGUGUCGAUGAAUCGGAAUUGGAGUUGGAGGCUGAGGGGAAUCGGAAUCAGAAUCAGAGUCCAUUUCACACGUCGAGGGUUGAGCCUGUUGAGCCUCCUGAUUGGCAGGAUAUUAUUCCUCAUGGCAUAGAGCGAAAGGCGAACUCUGUUGAGCUUCCUCUUUCGCUACGGAUGAUUAAGAAGAAGAAGCAGUGGAAGCAGGGGUUUGUGGAAGUAGGAGAGACAGCGUGUACUUCGGUUAAGAAGGCGUUUUCGUCCAUGGUGUUUAUAAUUCGCGAAUUGCAGAGUUAUACUUUGCAAAUGCGAGAAGUUUUGUUUUAUGAAGAUUUACAGGGGAUUUUGGUGAGAGUGCACAAGGAAAUGAAUGCGUCGUUUGUGUGGCUAUUUCAACAAGUGUUUUCGCAUACGCCUACUUUAAUGUUGUAUGUAAUGAUACUGUUAGCAAAUUAUAGUGUGCACUCAAUGGCGAGUAACACUGCUCUUGCUGCUUCGACGCCUUUGCUAUCUUAUACAACAGAGGUUUCGGAUAUGUCAAAGCAGAAAGAUGUUGACCAGAAGUUUGAUUCUUCAUCAAUUAAGACUUAUACAGUGUCUUCUUCGAGUGGGAAGACGACUUCAGUAGGUGGAAACAAUGGCGGUGGGGGGAAAUUUCGUUCUAUUGCCAGCGGAACCGAUGGAGAUGGACGUUUUGAUGGAUCUAUUUCAUCAGAACAUCAACGAACAGUGGUUCCUGAUGGGCCAUCAUCAAUUGGAAGAACUGGAGAAGAAGAGUCGGUUUCAGGGCAAGUGACCAGGGAAGAAGAGUUAAGUUUGUGGAAUUCUGUGGUUGAGGAAGCUUCAAGUAUGCAGGCCGUCUUGAGAGAUGAGUCUCUUGAUCAUGAAACUAUGCAAAGAUUUGUUUCGCCUGUGACUGCAAAGAUUGAAUCAGAUGAAUAUGCCGAUUACUUCAAAACAGAGCUUUUCUAUCAAAAGGAGUUGCUGCAAGAGCCUAGUAACGCUCUGUUGCUGGCUAAUUACGCACAAUUUCUCUACCUAGUCGCACAUGACUAUGAUAGAGCGGAGAAUUAUUUCAAAAGGGCCACUAACGUGGAGCCUAAGGAUGCGGAAGCUAUGAGCAAAUAUGCAAGUUUCCUGUGGCAAGCGAGAAAGGACUUGUGGGCUGCUGAAGAGACUUACUUGGAAGCCAUUUCUCUUGAUCCUAGCAACUCUUACUAUGCUGCGAACUAUGCUCAUUUUCUAUGGAGCACUGGUGGUGAAGACACUUGUUUCCCUUUAUCCUCCCCCGACACGGAUUCUUCUCUCUAAACCCUUAGAAUCUAGUUCCAGUACAUUAUACAGAAACCCAGAACACUAUUGUUCAUCCACUUCAAUUUAGUGAAUCAUUUACCUUUAAGACUGAUUAAAUAUGUAAACAGAAAACAAAGAACAGACAUUUUUUCUUUUUUUAAGUUUAGAUUCUUUUUUAAGUUAUGAAGGAAAUUUUGGGGCUAUUUCGUGAGUGGAGGUUGAGAAUUUUGGGUUAAAGUGAUGGAAAAGAGAUUUGAUCUGAGAGUCAUGGCUUCUUGUGCCCAGAUUCUGUUUAGCUGUUAUUUUUACCCCUCCUUUGCCUAGGAUCUGGUGAUAAAGCCUUUGUGAGGCCAGAAAGAGGUGUAUUUGGAUUCUUCUUUACAUAUUUUUGCACAGCUUUUCAAAUAUAUUGUAUGUUAUCAGUGUGACACAAUCACAUGGCAAAUUGUAAUUAAGCUUUUGUUGAUAUAUAAAAGUCCCAACUUCUUUGAAUUA
Messenger RNA from Daucus carota subsp. sativus, 2371 nucleotides. RefSeq lists its product as uncharacterized. The record is from RefSeq and is a predicted model, not a curated record. The transcript is spliced from 3 exons. Bases 236 to 1894 code for a protein of 552 amino acids. Gene Ontology annotation, molecular function: protein binding. NCBI's taxonomy places the organism in Eukaryota, Viridiplantae, Streptophyta, Magnoliopsida, Apiales, Apiaceae.